Molecule: messenger RNA, 2070 nt
Organism: Lichtheimia ornata
Lineage: Eukaryota; Fungi; Mucoromycota; Mucoromycetes; Mucorales; Lichtheimiaceae
Exons: 2
Coding region: 1-2070 (689 amino acids)
Source: RefSeq, a predicted model, not a curated record
AUGCCUGAAUCCAGAUGGGAAAGCUUGUGCCGCCAACACAGCAUUACUGUCGACCACUGUGAACACGCCAUCCUCAUUACCGAGUUGACAUGCGCUAUUGGAAACGGGAUUCGUCAAUUGUUACAACAACUCAACGAUCGUGCCGUCAGCUUGACAGCCUGUGUGCAAUACGACUUGGCUCUUCAGGAUGCAGCUAUCAUGAGAGAAAUGGCACCUCGAUCCUGCUUAGGCUAUUUACGUGCAUGUAAUGUAUAUUCGAGCCAAGGAAGGCAGUGGGCAGUCAUUGACAUGUGCAAUCAAGGAUUGGCUGCUGUGGCACACGAUGACCCUGGUUAUCAUCAAUUACAAGCUAUCAUGGAUGACGCCAAGGAAAUCACCAGCAGACGAGUCGAUUUUCUUAGCAAGUUGCCAUUAGACAUUGUCGCCUGUAAUCUUACGCCGAGGAUCAUGGAUUCCAUCAUGCCAUUCAAUUCAAACAAACGAUCCCCUUUGUUUUAUGUGUCCCGUGCAUGGCAUCAGCGUAUUCUCCAAGUGACCGAUGGAUUGACAUUUUACGCAAAGACGUCCAACAUUGAGACGCUUACCGAAGGACAUCAUCAUCUUUUACGUUUUUCACCCUUUGUGACGAGAUUGGAUGUGCACGGCAAAGUAAAUGGGCUUGCUUCAUUUUGUGCACGUCAAGGAGGACCGUCGCUUUGCGAUUUGUUUACACGUGGCAACUUUACAAAACUCACGACAUUGAAUAUCCAAGUGGAUGGUGGAUCAAAGAUUCUUUUUCCUACAAGACUAAAAAGUGCAUUGGAAAUGUUGGGCAGUCGACUCAGACACCUCUCCAUCAUCAGGAACAAGGAUUAUUCAACAUCGCAUGGAUGCAGCGUCAAUCUCAGCGACAUUGUCAGUUGCUGUGACAACCUCGUUUCCUUGACCAUUGAGAGGAUCCCACUUACGUUAUCAUCGAAUAUCGAGUGUACAGAGAUGCGCCAUCUGAGGAUCAUUCAAGAACCACCUCGUAUCACAUCCCAAAAUGGGUUGAUUACCAUGCUGACGAUGUUCCCAUUCUUGACGUUUCUCGCCAUCAAUCCAUCACUCGAGCCGAGUAUACUUGCUCAGAUUUAUUAUCAUUGCCCUUUGCUUGAACAACUUGUAUAUUGGGAUAGUGAUCGUCCAUGUCGUGAUACACCGACAGCGACCACCACAACCACCAGCAACAACAUCAGCAGAAGGAUAUGCGUGGCAAAUCAUCAAUUGAAUUUGACAAUGGAAAGCAUUGCCUUGUGUAUGAUCCAAUAUGCAGAUUCCCUUGGCAGCUUUGAAUACCAGGGCAUGUUCUCCGAUAAUGGGGAUGAUCGCUUAGCGUUGACGAUGUUGGCAUUUGGUUCAUUCACAACACUACGCGUUAUCAGCUUCAACGAUGUCGAUGCCUCUUGUAUUCCUUUUUUACUAUGGGUUAUCCAACAUGCUCCUCACAUUCAAUCUAUCACGCUACACGAUCCAGCAAUGGAUGCUUUGGUGAUCGACGCCAUCAUACACCUCGAACAUGUCCACACCUUGAACCUUAAAACGCACGAUCCCAGAACGCUUUUGCCUUUUAUGAAACAUCAUGUUCGUCUCGGCAACCGAUCCACAUUACGCCAUAUUCAGGUGUCAACUACAAACACCAUGUGCAACGCGCUUUGGUUUCGAGAAAUGGCAAAUCUUCAGAACCUUGAAUCAUUUGAGCUCUGCAUCCCCAAGCGGAUUCUGGAUACCUUUGCACCCUUCUUCGAACAAAUGGCAAGAGGAUGUGAGAAUUUAAAAUCGCUAAAGCUGGUGGCAGAUGAAACAGCGGAUGGAUCCUCCAUGCCUACAAUUGAAACAUGCGUGAUCGAAGCAUUGAUGUCAUUUCACAACCUCAAUCGGCUCACUCUCCAUGCAUCCAUCAUUUCCGAUAGCAGCUUGGUCUUUUUGGCAAAGAUGAACAAUUUGCGGCAUCUGGAGUUACGCAUCAAUCGCUUUAUUGAUCCUAUUACUAUGCGUCGCCUGCGAAGCGCCAUCCAUACUGUAGUCAUUGAACCAUGGCGUCCACAAUAA